UCAGUCAGUUCUGCCACUUCUCACGAAGCAGUAGCUAUGGAGAUGGCUGACAAGCCCUCAGAUCAUAUAUACGAGAACAUGGCCAUCAAGCAGCCACGAGCCCAGAGACCCGAGGCACAGCAAAAGGUAUCAAGGAGUUCUGAUUCUUCAACAGCUUCCUGUGGUUGGGCUGUGUGGCUUCUUGCAGCUCUGAGCUGCCUGCUACUGGCAGUCAAUAUAGCCCUGGGGGUGCUCUACUUCAGAACACGUAAAGACUACCAUGAAACCAGCUUCAGCCUGGAUCAGAUAACUGCAGAGCACCACAACCUGAGCAAAACUGUUGCAGACUGGAAGAAGAACGGUUGUAACAUGUGUCCAAAGAACUGGGUGCUGUUCAAUGACAUGUGUUACUACUUCUCACUGGACAAACUGACCUGGAAUUCAAGCCGGGAUGCCUGCAUUUCUGCUGGGGGAGACCUGGUGACUAUACAGAGCUCACAGGAGCAGGCAUUCUUAAAGCAACAGAUCAAUGCACUCCACUGGGUUGGACUCACUGAUGUGGUAACAGAAGGGGACUGGCGCUGGUUGGACAACACGCCUCUAAAUGAGAGUACAACAUCCUGGGGCAAACCGCCUGAUGACUGGAAAGUAGAGGACCCGACUGGGGAAGAUUGUGCACUUUUAAGUGAAACUGGCCUUUAUGAUGUAUCCUGUGGAAAGAAAUACGAAUGCAUCUGUGAAAAAGUAGCACCUAUAAUAUGAAAGCAGUUGCCUGACAUCAGUAUUCACAGUGCUGUGGCAGCAGAAUGUAAUCUGGCAUUCAUUCAUCAUUCACAUCCUUGAUAAAUCACUUCUGUUGUACAUAACAAAAAAAAAAAAAGAACUCCCUCAUAAAAACCAGUCUGCAACUCACCCAGCGCACUGCUGACCGUGUAUCUGUAUUGAAAUGCGCUUCAGCUGUCUUCAUUUUCUAGUUGUGAUUUGUAAGUUUACACCUGGUGGUCAAGACCUGCAUUUGUGAUUUUGAUUUUAAAACUCCAGCACUUUUUUUUUAUUGAUCUGUCCAGUAUCUAUAGGUCCCAAGUUUGUCCAGACUGUUUGUAGCGGAUGAUGACGUUUUGGACAUUAAUUAAUCUGACCUCAAUUAUUCCAUUUAAAAUCAAAGAAAACAACAAAAUGGGUUUAUUAAAAAUGAUCUAAUUUGCAACUUGAAAACCCAUCAAGGAAUGGAGUGUACAUACCAUCAGGUGCUGAUAAUGAUAAACUGCAGUUUUUUUUUACAUAAACCUAAAACAGUUUAAUCCACUUUUUACCUUCAUCUGCUUAUUCACACUCUAGUCUUGCGCUGAGCGCUGAGGCCUGGAACCAGCCAAGAUUGACCUUCAGUCUUACAGAUCGGUUAUAUUUUGUGGGUUGCACAAUGGCUGUCGCGGGUCUGCAGGUUUUAAUGUCCAUCUGCAGGUCUGACCUGUGAGAUGCAGGUCACGUGGAUGGUCUGUCACUAUGUCUUCACUCGUCCUUUUUCUAUGAAAUUGAAUGCAGUUCUCUCUCAUCACUGCAUUAUACAACCUUGUCAUAGCCUCCUUGGCUUUCUUAUUUAAGACUUUCUUAUUUCUGUAUUUUUGUGACCAGCAUGCAAAACCUAACAUGGCAAUCAAAGCAUUCAAAAUCCUAAAAGGUAUUGACAAUGUUGACCCAGGGGACUUUUUCAACCUGAAAAAAGAAACAAGGACCAGGGGUCACAAAUGGAGAUUAGGUAAAGGGGCAUUCAGAACAGAAAAUAGGAGGCACUUUUUUACACAGAGAAUUGUGAGGGUCUGGAACCCCCAGUAAUGUUGUUGAAGCUGACGCCCUGGGAUCCUUCAAGAAGCUGCUUGAUGAGGUUCUGGGAUCAAUAAGCUACUAACAACCAAACGAGCAAGAUGGGCUGAAUGGGGCCUCCUCUCGUUUGUAAACUUUCUUAUGGAUUAACAUACGUCUUAACCAAAAACUAACCAGGUUUAAUUAAAUAACUGUUUAAGAUGGCACCUGCUCUUAUCCGAAAAGACUCUUGAUCUGAAUCCAGCCGUAUUGGAUCUUUCUUCCGUAGUUACUGUGGUAAUUGACUGCAAUGUAAUUAAUAU
Acipenser ruthenus (sterlet) is the source of this 2102-nucleotide messenger RNA. RefSeq names its product CD209 antigen-like protein E. The record is from RefSeq and is a predicted model, not a curated record. The transcript has 6 exons. Lineage: Eukaryota; Metazoa; Chordata; Actinopteri; Acipenseriformes; Acipenseridae. Bases 37 to 741 code for a protein of 234 amino acids.